AUGGGUGGAGGACAAGGAGCAGAUUAUUUCUUAACUGAUCCAACAGAGGUGUCAGUUGUGUCAGAAUCUUCUCCAGAGGAUGGAUCAAUUUUAGAGAUUGCUUGUGAUUUGGGGUUACAGCAGAAACCUACAAGAACCCUAGUUCUUGUUGGCCGUUCAGGCAACGGUAAAAGCGCGACAGGCAAUAGCAUUCUUGGUAGGAAAGCUUUCAAGUCAAGCAGGUGUGCAUCAGGGGUUACUACAGCCUGUGAGCUACAGAGCACGACGCUACCAAAUGGCCAGAUACUCAAUGUUAUUGAUACUCCUGAUGCACUUGAGGAUGACAGUGAUACAUCAACAUUGGAGGAAUAUUUGAAAGACAGCCCUGAUUUCAAUGAAAUUCUUGAGGCCUGCAAUGACCGGAAGGUGUUGUUCGGAAACAGGGCCAAUGCUCAUGAGAGUCAGAAAGCUAAGCAAGUUCAGGAUCUCUUAAACUAUGUUGACGAAAUAGCAAUGAAGAAUGGGAAGCCGUAUAUGGAUGAUUUAUCUCACGAGUUUAGGGAAAGCGAGACUGAUAACGUUGGAAAAAAGAGCUGGUUUAAACAUGAAAUUGUUCAAAUGAUGACAAGGGAGAAGUCUGUUGAACAGCAGCAGCUCAGACAAAUGAUGGAGAGGGUGGAGACAAAUAUGAAAGAGACACUAAACAGACUAGAGAAGCAGCUGAACGAAGAGCAAGCAGCUAGACUUGAACUGGAGAAAAUAGCAAACGAGGUCCAGGAACGUUCAAGUGAUGAGAUUAAGAAGCUGAGGGAGGAUCUGGAUAGGGCCAAGAAAAUUUCCAAGGACCUCGAAGAGAAAAAGGCCGGAACGUGUGUCAUUCUGUGA
Molecule: messenger RNA, 864 nt
Organism: Thlaspi arvense
Lineage: Eukaryota; Viridiplantae; Streptophyta; Magnoliopsida; Brassicales; Brassicaceae
Source: the annotation of a GenBank genome assembly